Arvicola amphibius (Eurasian water vole) is the source of this 1474-nucleotide messenger RNA. RefSeq names its product Myb related transcription factor, partner of profilin (gene Mypop). Lineage: Eukaryota; Metazoa; Chordata; Mammalia; Rodentia; Cricetidae. Gene Ontology annotation, molecular function: RNA polymerase II cis-regulatory region sequence-specific DNA binding; DNA-binding transcription factor activity, RNA polymerase II-specific. The record is from RefSeq and is a predicted model, not a curated record. The transcript has 2 exons. Gene Ontology annotation, cellular component: nucleus. Gene Ontology annotation, biological process: regulation of transcription by RNA polymerase II. The coding region runs from base 30 to 1208 and encodes 392 amino acids.
GCAGCCGAUCCGUGGCGUCUGGGGGCGCCAUGGCCUCGGCGACCGCGGCGGCGGCGCCGGGCGAAGCGGAGGAAACCACCCGGCUCCGCAAACCGCGGUUCUCUUUCGAGGAGAACCAGAUCCUGAUCCGGGAGGUGCGCGCCCACUACCCUCAGCUCUACGGUGCGCAGAGCCGUCGGGUGAGCGUGGCCGAGCGGCGGCGAGUGUGGGACAGCAUCGCCAGCAAGAUCAACGGCAUCACCAGCUGGAAGCGCACGGGCCAGGAGGUUCAGAAGCGUUGGAACGAUUUCAAGCGCCGCACUAAGGAGAAGCUGGCCCGAGUGCCGCACUCCACGCAGGGCGCGGGGCCCGCCGCCGAGGACUCCUUCUCCGCGGAGGAGGAGACUAUUUUCGCCAUCCUGGGGCCGGGUGUGGCGGGGCCAGGAGCUGGAGCUGGGGCUGAGGAGACCCCGACAGCCGCCUCUUCACAGCCACAAGCCCCGACCGCUGGUACGCAACGCUAUGUUUUGUCCGAGGAUCGCAGGCAGGAUCGACGGGCAGAUACCCCAGCCCAGAACAAAGGGGGCUCCAGCAGCCCAGAGUCCUGGGCCCGGCCCUCUUGCAAUGUCCCCGAAGCCAAGGAGGGUGAGUCCCCGUCCCCUGCAGCCAUGCAGCCUGUCCAGCUGCCCCGCCUGGCCUUGUCUCCACCUCUCCCUGCCCCUCCACCGCCACCCACGCCGCUGGCCCAAGUGGCACCUUCAUCCCCUAGCCCACCACCUCCUCGGCCCACCUCAGCCCCAGAACAGUCCCUGGACUUUCUGCGGGCUCAGCAGGAGACUGCCAAUGCCAUCAGGGAGCUGGCUGGCACCCUUCGGCAGGGACUGGCCAAACUGAGCGAGGCCCUCAGCGCCCUGUUACCCCUUCUGCCGGGAACCCCAGCUGACCCGCCUCCUCUGCCCCCGCCUCCGCCUCCGCCCCCACCUCCCAAGCCAGUCCUGCCACCACCUGCCCCCAAGGUGGAGGUGACCUCAGAGCCUGUGUCCGUGGUAGCUGCUGUCGUGGAUGGGGCUGUAGUAGCAGCUAGGGGAGUGAUCGUCGCCCCUAGAAGAGAGGAAGGGGUGCCCAAACCACCCCCAGCUCCACCAGUACCCCUCCACGACUCACCACCACACAAAAGGAAGAAAGGCUUCCCUACACGGAAGAGGCGGAGUCGCUGGAAGUCUCCGUGAAAUCUACUCCCGUCCAUGCUCCUGCCUGCAACCCCUCUCUCUCCCUGCUUGGCGCAGUCGAGGAGGAAGCUGCUCUUUGCCCAUCCUAGCUGCACCCUGGCUUCCUGCUCUAGGGAAGUGAGCACCCCACUUCCUGUGCUAGUUAGUGCCUGAUUCUCUGAGUGGGUCCCCUGGGUGGGACGCCCUCAGCCCCUUUCUCUGGUACAGUGGUGUCUGCCUGACUGCCUCCUGUAACCCCCAACUUGUAAGCCAUCAAUUUUAUGUUU